AGGCGCCUGGCGUCACCGGGUUUUGUGGUGGAGCUGUUGCUCAUGCCAGAGGCGGACGUGCCCCCGCCCCGCGCACACAGCACUGCAGGCACUGCAGGCACACCACAGAGCGCAGCUCAGAGCGCACAGCCGAGCGCACAGCCGAUCGCACAGCAGGCAGAGCAACAUGCAGCAGGCGCAGAGCAGAGUGGCGAGCAAGGAGAAGGGGAGCAGGGAGGAGAGGGCCGGAGCACCGAUGGGGGUGCGAGCCUAGACCAUGGGAGGAAGGGUGCUCCAGGGGAAGGUGCUUUGGGACAAGGUGCUUUGGGACAAGGUGGUCAGAGGGGGUUGAAGGAGGGAGGUGCAGCAGAGGCAGGAGCGGGUGAUGGUGGUGGUAGCAGAAGGGCGGAUGGGCGGAUAGCAGGGGAUAGCAGUGCGGAGAGUGGUUACUUGGGUGAGCUGGAAGAGAAGCAAGGAGGUGGGGGGAAGGGAGGGAAGGUGGCAGGGGAAGGGGCAAUAGAGGGAGGCAGGGGCCAUGAUGGGUCGAUUGGUGAUGGUUCGAGGAGUGUGGAUGGUAGUUGUUCUGCUGCUGAUGCUGCUCCUAAGGCCCUUGAUGCCACUACUGGCAGUCGCUGCAGCAAAGAGGGAGGCGAGAUAUCAGCUGGUGGAAACAUGGGAGGCACAGGCGGAGAGAGAGAGGCAGGUGGAGGAGGCAGCAGAGAAGCUUCGCAGGGAGAUGGAAUGGAGGUGAAGUGCAGGGAUGCGCCAGGUGUGACUGAGCAUAGCACUGCGGCAGCUGGUGCUGACACUGGAUCCACUGGUCCUAUGGACGACGACGACGACGAUGGUGGUGGUGAUUCUGGUGACAGGGAGCAGGAAGAGGAGGACGAGGAGGGUGGGGGUCACGGAAGCAGCAAGAGGCGGCAAGUGCCAGCCUUCUCAGCAGCAUCCCCUGGCAGCAUCGCUCCCAGGAGCUCCUUCAAAGAUGCUUUCAGCUACCUAGAGGAGAACUCUUCAGCAUCCGCAUCAUCAGCGUCAGCAGCAAAACCCCCUCUGGCACCAUCGUCAACCGACCCAUCCAACCCCACAUCCACCCCUCCGAGAAGCACCCUUGCCACAUCCUCCUCCCCGUCCCCGCUAUUAGCCUCCUCCGUACCACCAGCGGCAACGCCUCCAACCAAGGGGUCGACACCAGCAGCAGCAGCAGCAGCAGCAGCAGCAGCAGCAGCAGCAGCAGCAGCAACAGGAGCAGCAGUGGGAGCGAUGCGUGUGGUGGGGAACGACUCGAUCGAUGCGCUGCCGUCGUUUGAAGCUUCUCCUCCGGUGACAGAGAUGCCCAAGGGCGAGGAGUUCCUCUUUGGCCCUUCCUCCGACUUUGCCCUUGCUGCCGCCAGCGCUGCCGAUGCCUCGCUCUUCACGUUUGGGGACGAUGAGGAGGAAUAG
This is a messenger RNA of Closterium sp. NIES-65, 1422 nucleotides long. The record is from the annotation of a GenBank genome assembly. Lineage: Eukaryota; Viridiplantae; Streptophyta; Zygnematophyceae; Desmidiales; Closteriaceae.